AUGGCCCCCUCAGCAUCCUUUACGACCUCGACGCCCGCGCCCGCAGCGGCCUCUGACAUGGCCGCCUUUGGCUCAGAGCACGUCGCUCGCGGCGUCUCCCGUCUUACAAGCAACGUUCUCAAGAAGGGCUCUGGCAGCUAUGUCUGGAACGACCAGGGUCGCAAGCUACUCGACCUCACGUGUGGCAUCGGCGUCACCAACCUCGGUCACUGCCACCCGCGGGUAUCGCAGGCGGCCCACGAGCAGAUUGACGAGCUCGUCCACGCACAAUGCGCCAUCGGGUACGGAGAGAAGUACCUCCAACUCAUCCAAGCAAUGCUCCCCACCUUCGCUAAGAUCGACCCGCGCCUGGACUCGAUGUUCUUUUGGAACUCGGGAAGUGAGGCCGUCGAGGCAUCUAUCAAGCUGGCGCGCGAGGUGACAGGCAAGAACAAUGUGAUCGUGGUUCAGGGGUCGUAUCACGGCCGAACCUACGGAGCUAUGGCAUUGACGAAGAGCAAGACCAUCUACUCCGAGCGUCAAGGACCUCUCAUGCCUGGCGUCUUUGUCACGUCUUUCCCUUACUACUCGCAGCUUGGCCUGCCCCAAUCCACGCCCACCAAGGACCUCGUAGCCCAGUCGCUGCACCAGCUCCGCCUGCUCCUCGCUCAGCAGACGGCACCUAGCGAGACGGCUGCGAUCCUCCUUGAGCCCGUGAUGGGCGAGGGUGGUUAUGUGCCUGCCCCGCCCGAGUUCCUGCAGGGUCUGCGCAAGAUCUCGGAGGACAAUGGGAUCCUGUUGAUCCACGACGAGGUGCAGUCUGGCGCUGGUAGGACCGGCGACUUCUGGGCGACGGAGCAGAGUGGCGUGAAGCCGGAUAUCAUGGUCUUCGCCAAGGGGAUCGCCAACGGAUUCCCGCUCAGUGGCAUCGUCUCGCGCAAGGAGAUCAUGGACCAGCAGAAGCCUGGAACCAUGGGCGGCACCUACGCCGGUAACGCCGUCUCAUGCGCCGCGGGCUUGGCUGUCCUCGAGACCUUCAACAAGGAGAAGGUCCUGGACAAUGUUGCCGCUCGCUCGAAGCAGCUCUUCUCCUUCCUCGAGGAUCUCAAGACAUCAUCUCCUGCCGGCCACCUCAUCGAGGAAGUGCGCGGACGUGGUCUCAUGGUCGGGCUUCAAUUCAAGCGCGACGCUGUCAGCGGUGACUCGGAUCAUGCGGCUACUCACGCGGCAUGGCUCGUAGAUGGGCAGAAGCGCGAGCAAUUGGCGCCCAAGAUCAGCAAGAAGUGUGCUGAGCGUGGGAUGCUGAUCCUCAGCACGAGUGUGUUUGAUGUCAUGCGCUUCAUUCCUGCGCUGAAUAUCACGGAGGGGGAGCUGGAUGAGGGAUGCAAGAUCUUCAGGGAGAGCUUUGAGGAGGUAGCUCGCGAGAUGAAGCUUGUUGCGUAG
This is a messenger RNA of Jaminaea rosea, 1422 nucleotides long. RefSeq names its product PLP-dependent transferase. Gene Ontology annotation, molecular function: transaminase activity; identical protein binding; pyridoxal phosphate binding. The coding region runs from base 1 to 1422 and encodes 473 amino acids. The transcript has a single exon. The record is from RefSeq and is a predicted model, not a curated record. NCBI's taxonomy places the organism in Eukaryota, Fungi, Basidiomycota, Exobasidiomycetes, Microstromatales.